This is a messenger RNA of Peniophora sp. CBMAI 1063, 954 nucleotides long. The record is from the annotation of a GenBank genome assembly. Lineage: Eukaryota; Fungi; Basidiomycota; Agaricomycetes; Russulales; Peniophoraceae.
AUGAGCGCGACUGAGCUGCCCGAAGCUCUGACGAGUUCUCCCGCCGUUUUCGUCCACCCAGAUCCGCAGGCCACCGUCCUGCCCUACUUGCGGCAGCAUCUGCCCAGCGCCGUCACACAGGAGUACCUAACACGCAAUGCACGAGCACCCUACGUCGUACUCGCUUCAUACGCGCCAUCCGAAUAUCCCCCAUCAGACGACAUCUGGUCCACAGCCGUCCUGAACCCCACAUGCCGCAACGAGACUGGGUUCUGGUUCUGGUCCUCCAUCGAGCCACCCCUCCAAGGAAAGACCCAAACCGAACUCGACACCCUCAGAUCGCCUCUCGCCGUGCAAUACAAGACGGCUCAAUUGCAUCUGGACGCGAUGCUCGAGCACGUCGCGGCGUCGUACCCCGAGAUGAACUCGUUGAUCGUGGGCAACCUGCAUUCGGUUUUCACGGCGUUCAUGAAGGAGAGGCGGUCCACGACGCGCGUGAGCGAGAAUUGGGCCAAGAUGAUCUUUACGCCUGAGUCUGUGCCGGCUCUGAGCACUAUGCUGCCAGAGAGCGAGUACAGGUUCGGGCAGAUCGAGGAGCGGCACCUCGACGAGGUCCUCUCGAUGUCGUCUGUCGCGCGCGGCCGCGCGACGGUGCUCGCGUCGCCCAAUACGGCUAUCUUCUCUCGGUCUACGGAUGAGCCGCUGGCGUGGUGCUUCACGUCGCGUGAGGGUAGCGUCAGCACGCUGUAUGUCCGGCCGGAGGUGCGCGGGCGCGGGCUGGGCAAGGCCGCGAUGAGGGCGGAGCUCGUGAGAGCGUUCGAGAAGGACGGACGGCCGUUCGGGAGCGUGGAGGUUAGCUUGAAGAACGAGGCGAGUCUGCGGUUGAACGGGAGUAUGGGCGCGAAGAAGAGCUGGGAGGUGAUCUGGGCUACUGUGGACCUCGAUGCGUUGAGGGAGGCUGUGUCCGAGUCGUAA